AGACUAGACAUGCAGUGAACGGUAAAAUUGUCAUUGCGCUAAAUUAUGAUGCAAGCGGCCGGAUGAAUGAAUGGAUCUUCUGAAUCUCCUCCAGAAAUUCACAUUCACGAGUUCCAAAUCAUUGGUUUAUGGUUUUAUUCUCCAACUGAAAGAUGUCUUCCACAGAUGAUGAAGAUGUAGGAAAUCUGGUUGUCAUAGUGAUUGAUGUUAAUCCAGUUUGGUGGGGAAAACAGAGCCAUCACAAGCAACAGAAGGAUGGAUUAGCAUUAAGUCAGUGUAUGGAUGCAGUGGUGGUGUUUAUCAAUUCACAUCUCAUGAUGGAUAGACGCAACAAAGUAGCCGUUAUUGCCAGUCACACCAAUGAAAGCCGUUUCUUGUACCCGAAGAAGACGAGUGAUGCGUUUGAUGAUGGAGAUGAUCAGAGGGAGCAAGAUGAGAUGAGCUCAGAUGGGAAGUAUGAAGUCUUUGCUUCUAUCAAUGAUGCAGUCAUGGAGGAACUCAAGAACUUGGUAGAUGAAAACCCGACAGUAUCACAUACGGACACGCUUCUGGCUGGAUCACUGGCGAUGGCAUUGUGCUAUAUUCACAGAGUUGAAAAGGAAUGUGCAGUUGGUGAAAAGAUAAAGUCAAGAAUCCUAGUACUCAAAGCAGCUGAUGACAGUGCAUCCCAGUAUAUGAACUUUAUGAAUGUCAUCUUCACAGCACAAAAACAGAACAUUCCCAUUGAUGCAUGUAUCCUGGAUAAGGAUUCCAGUCUGUUACAGCAGGCCUGUGACAUCACAGGAGGAAAAUACCUCAAGCUCCUAUCAACGACAGGGCUACUCCAGUACCUACUGUGGGUAUACCUACCAUCUCCUAGCCAGAGAGAAAGCCUAGUCUUACCACCAGCCAUCCAUGUUGACUACAGGGCAGCAUGUUUCUGCCAUCGUAUACUCAUUGACGUGGGAUACGUAUGCUCCGUCUGUCUUUCCAUUUUCUGCACAUAUAGUCCCAUCUGCUCAACAUGCCAUACGGCCUUCAGGAUCAAGGGGCUCCUUCAAAGAUGAAGAGGAAAAAGAAGUCUUCUGCUGUAGCUUCAAUAACAUGAUGAUGAUACAAGGAUAUCUUUAUACAUUAGAGACAUUUUAGAAGAGCAAAAUUGUCAAAUAUGACAUUGAUCCAGGAUUGGACACUGAGUGUGCUUCAAAUUCAGCUGUAGUAUUGUUUGAAAUGGAGAGGAAGCUUGCUUCACCACAGAAAGUCAACAAUUAUAGAUUUAACAAUUAUAGAUUUAUAACAUCAGUGUGACACAAUGGCUCAGUGGUAGAGCAGUGGUCUCGUAGUCGGGAGGUCCCUGGUUAGAAACCUAUUUGAUGUGCUAGUGCCCUUUGGUAAGGUAUCAACCCCCAUUACCAAGUCCUUUAGAGAGGACUUAGAGCCAUCUGUCCCCUGUCUGCUUACUUACAAGCAUGCACGUGCUUUCUUAGCAGUCGGGUUAAACGAAAAGGAUGGGAGAUCAACAGGACAUAUUGGUGAAGAGGAUGAUUAAAUGUUUUUUUCUUGGAAAUUUAUAUCUCACGCAGGAUUUUUUAUUUUCUUCCUACAUGGGCUGUUGCAUGUGGCCUGCUGUAAGCAAUUAUCUUUUUAUGCCCAAAGAUUACAUAAUUGCACAAACUACAAUAUUAUUUGUUACAUAAUGAUAGACCAUACAGCCUAAGGUAUAAAGUAAUUUAAAUCUAUUACUGGAAUCAGUAAUCGACCUGUAGAAACAAAGCUUGGCUUUACAAAGAAUCCAGCUUCAUCAUGCACUGGGUAUACAUACACCUGUGUGUCCUUAGAUUCCUUACAAUAAUACAGAAAUCCAGGAUCCUUUAUAGACCAGCAAGCCUAUCUUUACUUUAGAAAUUUCACAAAUGUAUGUAUUCCCUAAAAGUUAUGAAGGAAUGUAUGGACACUGAAGAUAUUUUGAUACCAUUUUGUUUUGCUUCAGUAGAUGCUUACAAAUACAACUCUUGUAAUAAAAAUGAACAAAUGCAAAA
Molecule: messenger RNA, 2018 nt
Organism: Strongylocentrotus purpuratus (purple sea urchin)
Lineage: Eukaryota; Metazoa; Echinodermata; Echinoidea; Camarodonta; Strongylocentrotidae
Product: general transcription factor IIH subunit 3-like
Exons: 12
Coding region: 153-1046 (297 amino acids)
Biological process (GO): nucleotide-excision repair; regulation of DNA-templated transcription
Cellular component (GO): transcription factor TFIIH core complex; transcription factor TFIIH holo complex
Source: RefSeq, a predicted model, not a curated record